AUGCUCUCGAGGCUCCUUCCCACGGUCUUCCCGCGACUGAUUGCGAGUGCAGCCAAGACGCCCUCCUUGCGGCUCACACAUUCGCAGGUCUUCAAGGCGUGGCGAAUGGUGGGACAGUCGAGUGGACGGAACCCAAACGGUUCAGGGAAAGACUGGGAGUUGGAAGGGACGAAGUCGGACGAAGAGACCAUUUCAGAGAAAGAGGACAGCUGCACCAUCUUCCUGGGCCGCCGGCGGAUCUGCUUCGAGCUGCUGCCGCCCGUGCGCCCCGAGAUGAUCGCUGUGCGGCGCCUGGAUCGGGGCGAAGAAGAUGACAACGGUGAACUUCCGCUGGACUUGGCCAAACAGGUCAUCAAUUUGGUCCAUGAGAGCACCUCCGAAUGGUUGCCCCACCUGUCUUUCACGGCAGGAGUGCUUUGUCCUCAUUGUCAUCACUCUGGAUCUCCCCAUGUCAUAGACGUGUCCGAGUUGUCAGAGGUGGUGGUUUGCCGCCGGAGCCACGAACCGGUGACCUUGGAAAAGGCGAGCUGGGCAUUUCAUUGGCGCCAAGAGACUUUGGACGGCGAGGAUCGGCUCGUGGAGGACACGGAGUUGCCGAUCAUUGACCCGGGAUCACCUCCCCGGCGCUCGCUCUCGGUGGAAGAUCCGCCAGCAGAGCUGCAGGCGCUGCAGACUCCCGAGACUCGGCAAGAAGCUCCGGAGUCUGCCAGAGAGCAUCGGCCAUCUUUGCCGGGCGUGGAGAAGAGAACGGUUCCUAUCCCGACCCUCGAAGCAAGCGCCUCCAUGCAGUCCUUGGGUAAGGAGAAAGCGUGCGUUGGCCUUUCACCCUUCGAGCAUCUUCCACUCCGCGACUCCUUCGGCUCGCGCACGGAGUAUGACGCGAGUGACCCAGCCAUCUCGGUGAAUGGGCGGAUCCAUGAUCUCUACGUGGAGCACUUCGAGGGUGCCAUGCGAGUCAUGGAGCAGAACCAUCAGGUCUUGCAGAGGCUGGUGCACGAGCAUCGUGGCCAAUGGGAAGCCUUGUGCGAGCAGGAGUACAGGGCAGAGCUCUCAGCGGUUCUAAGCAGCAAGGUCGAGAUCGACGUGCGCUUGGGCCUCUCUUCAACGCUCUUAGAGCUGUUGGCCCAUGGUGAUCGAGCUUACCCUGGCGCCCCAGUCUUCCUCCAUUGUGCCAUGCAUGCAGGAUACGCUGCAAGCACGCAUGGUUUAGAGCCAUUUCUCCUGUUGGAGGAUGAGGUAGGAGGUCCUCAGCCCUUGCCCCGCUGGCGUCUCUUGCAGUGGCUUCGCCAGAGGGAAGGUCAGAAAUGUCCCUUGAGUGGUGUCUUCCUGAAUUGUUGUGAUUCCGAAGGAAUUGCAGGAGCUUUCAUGGAAGCCGGCGUGCCUCAUGUGAUUUGCUGCCGUGGACGAGUGUUCGAUGGAGCUUGCAAGACGUUCACAAAGGCAUUCUAUCGAUCCCUGGCAGCUGGUCGGCAGGUCUUCUCGGCCUUUGAGUUCGCCCAAGAGUCCGUCGCCUUCUCUCCCCAGGCUGGGCUUCGACCAGAGGCUCAGAAGUUCGUGCUACUGCCCAGGCAAGAAGAUGUCCUGAAGUAUCCGGGUUUGUCCGUGGCGCCCAUGGCGCGGCACUACAGUGCUACCUUGCAGCUCUUGACUGGGCAUGCCAUCGAUGAGAGCAAAGAGCUUGGCAACACAUCCAAAGCGAUGAAGGUUGAAAUGGCUCGUCAUUUGUCUCGCAGCGACCGUGCUCGAGUGGUGAAUGUGUGGGGCAAGGCACCGGGCCUGGGAAAGACGGCGAUGCUGGCAGAGUUCACUCGCUUCUGCAUCUAUCCAGGCCGGCUCUUCGAAGGUUUGGCCAUCUGGGUCCCUUUGCGCUUUGCACCUCCGGAGCCGACACCAGGUUUGCUGCCUUUGGUGCGUGCCAGUUCGGGCCCACGCUCCGAGCGCGGUGACCUCUUCCUGGAGCAGGUCCAAAGCUCCUUCGGUGGACUGAAGACCGACAAUUUGGAGCUGAAGCCACUGCAGCCGAAGGAUGCCGCACAGCUCUUCCUCUAUCGCGUUCACCGUCACCUUUAUUGGAAGGCGCGGAGUUUUCAGUCGCGGAAGAUUUGCAGUUCAUCCUGUAGUCUCCAAGACAUUUGGCGUAGCAAGGAGGAGUGGAUGAAGAAAGCCACCGAGUGGUACGGGGACAACAUCUACAAGAAGGUGGCGGACCGCUCACUUCUGGACACGGGAGACGUUCCGAUUACCUUGGAGCGGGAAAAGCGUGAAGAGGUUUUGAACGCACUGGCUGCCAUGCCUUUGCUCUCGGAGUUUUGCCAAGGCAUUCCCUUGCGCAUCCAGCAGACUGCAGAGCGAGUGACAAGCUCCUUGCCUUCGCUCUGGGUGCUGCUGGCAGAGCUUCGGGAUGCCCGUGCACGGAACCGCCAGGAGAUUCAGCAACGGCUGCUGGCACCUUCCACGCUCCACGCCAAGCGGCGUUCCAUCAGCGGAGCGUGGCAGCUGGGUAAGGUGAUCGGGCAAGGUGCACAAGGUGUGGUGUACAAAGCCUUGGACUCUGUGUCAGGUGAGUCCUUCGCUGUGAAAGUCUUGGAGGAUUCCAAGGAGCUGCACCAAGAGUUGGAACUGCUUCAGUUUGGAGUCAGUUACUUGGGACACGAGGUCCAUGAUCGGCAGCUCUACAUCUUCCUGGAGUACAUGCCAGAAGGAACUCUGAAAGACAAGAUUGACGAGUUCGGUGCUUUUCAAGAGGAGAUGAGUCAUAUCCAUAUUGUCCCCAUUUCACUCUUGUGA
Messenger RNA from Durusdinium trenchii, 2787 nucleotides. Lineage: Eukaryota; Dinophyceae; Suessiales; Symbiodiniaceae. The record is from the annotation of a GenBank genome assembly.